Messenger RNA from Amoebophrya sp. A25, 4448 nucleotides. Lineage: Eukaryota; Dinophyceae; Syndiniales; Amoebophryaceae. The record is from the annotation of a GenBank genome assembly.
CACAACUGCAAACUUUUCUGGAACGCACUGGGCGCCGUGUAAUCCUUGAACGUGUUGUCAGGUUCCUCGUGCUAGAAUCGUCGAGUUAAGGCUAGUAUGGUUGGAAAUCGUCAGGGAAAUCUUAGGCAGAUUCCCGAAUAGAUUCACACCAUCGAGGCUAGUAUGUUUUUUUAUCAUCCAGUGUUUCCGUUUCGCUCCAGCUCCACUUGACUGAUAUUCAACACUUGUACUUCUUCUUUCUUUUGCCUGCAAUGUCUGGCACAUCAUAUCUCACGCUUACAAAGUUGUUUUUGUUUUAUGUAUGACAAGCUCUUGCAGUUCGUUGUACAACUAUCUAGAGUAAGCAGACAAUUUAUUACACCAACCAAGACCUGCGACAUCUAAGUAGAAAAUGAUGUUGCAUCCACUGCAUUGCUUCUGGAAAACGAACACUUUCCCGAAUUCCGACAGAAAACGUUGGCUUUUCUCAGAGGACUUUUGCAGACCCUGGAAACGGGUUUGUUCGAGCAUUUCUAUUUUGCCGCAUUUGCAUAUCACCUGUACCUCGAGCCUCCGCGGGAUAUCUUUAACCAACUUUUUAGGCCGCAAGCAAGAAUACCAUUGCCGAUCUCAUUCUGGGCUUUUCUGAAAGAAGCUGUCCUAAAUGACAACUGCGUGUCGCCUGGUGAAAAAUACCGAAAACAAGCAGAAGAGAACUACAAUUAAGACGCGACUACAGACCAAUGAACUACAAUUUCCGAGGUAGCAGGUACACGACUACAGACUAAUGAGCUAAGUACAGUUUGUUCCUAGGUGGUAGGCAGCGCGACACUGUAUGAAGAUUAAGGCGGGUAGUACAGCUACAGGCAGGAUGCUACCUAGGUAGUGCUGUACCUUUUUGUCUAGUGUUUUUAUCUCAGAAAGGCACACCAGAGUUUGUUACAACAAUUCUUGCAAUAGAAAAAUACGACAUGAUCUACUACCAAGACAAGCUUGUCUCAAAGAAUGCUCUGCUCUCUAAUGGAGCGUUGCAAAGAACGCUUUGCUUUCUUGGGAACCUUCGUACGACGAUGAGAGUGACAAAAUCAAAUGGACAGCGUCUGCAAAAGAACCUGAAAAACAAAACUGCAAAGAAACGGUGGACUCUGUAGGCAUAGAUAUGGAUGAUGUUUAUUCUAUCCUUACGGCCAUCGACGAGGCUGCCUCUUGUUUCCCCUUCAAACUGUAUAGGUGGAGGGGCGCGGCGAUGGCCUGGCUAGAUGGAAAACGCAUCAUCCAUAAUAGAGCGACUACCGUCAACAGGAACGGGAAUGGCAACAGAACCAGCCCAUCAUCAGUUAGCACCAGCUACUGAGAACAAAAAAGUAGACGCCAAGAAGAGGAACGAUGUCAAUGCUGGCGCACGAAAACUUAGCCAACAAACAUUACGGGCUGCAUCAUGCAUCGAGUUGACCUCUCACGUAUGAGCAUAGAUCUAUGGCCUCCUUUUCAAGUAGGAAAGCCAUGGAUCUGGGAGAAUAAUCCGUCAACUUUCAACCCCUAAAGAGAGGUGUGCCAGUAAAAUUCAACAUCGCGGUUGGCACACUCGGUGGAGAUGGAGGGCAAGCGGUUGUAGAUUGUUCUGCGGUACUCCAGAAUAAGCAGGAUGAAGCGUCGAAACAACAAGAACAAGAACACCAAUUAUACGUAAGGCUGCCGCGGAAGCGUGUCUCCUUAGUUUCAAGAUGAUCCUUGUUGUAGGCUCUUUUUUUUCUACUCGAUGAAAACCGAAAAUAACCGAGUUACUGACUGAAAUAAGGGAGGUACUAGCUUUGACAGGGCUACUCUUCCUUGUUCAGUAAUAUGUCGCUUAAUAUUUUCAGUAUUGACUCGCUUAUUUCAGUUUUUCGAACUCGAAAAACAAAGAAACGCCCAAGGAUCAUGCUCGUCUCCACGAAGAUGCGAACGCGAGGAUAGUUCUAAAAUGUGACGUGUACGAAGCACGUGUACUGCUGAACCGUUUGAGAUCAGAAGCAGCGUUUUCUCUCAGCGGGAGACGAGGGCUGUCGAAGUCUGUUGACAUUGUAUCGUUGGAAAUUGAUGAGACCGCGGUACUCGACAAGAACUUGUCGAGUAAUAUACGACAACCUUGUUCCCAAGCAGUUCAACAACUUAUUCGUGUUCAUCUGGACUACCAGGAGUGUGAUACUCCGUAUUAUGCGAACACAAGGGGAAGGAGCGAUGAAGAGGAUCGAAAUUUAAGGGCCAUGCUUCCUCUACACGUACUUCGUCAGCAGGCAUAUUCAAUGCUGAACAUCACUCACUCUAUCUGUGAAGACUCUACGAACACUAAAAGUGUUAAACACUGAACAACAAUCACUGUAUCUCUUCUAAUUAUGCUACGCGCAGUAAUAUGGGAACUACAACGCGAGGGUGGGGUUGGACAGUCUCCGGAAGUGAAUCCGACGAAGGUAGUAGACGUUACAGAGCUUCUCAAUCUCACCAAAGCCGAAAAAGAACAGGAGCGAUCAAAAGCCUUAGGGAUUGCAGGAUUUUUUCAUCUAGUACUGCAUAUCCACUGAUAGUUUGGUGAGAUUAUGAAAUAUCUUCAUCUUAAUUGAAAUUUUGACAUUGUUGUGCUUUUAGCUCAGGGUGAGAAGACAUUUUACUUAGAAAUAAUCAAGGGAAUCAUGGGUUGCACCACAAGAACAAGUUACUACUUUUAGUCAUAUUCUCAUCAAGUCAUAUUGAAAUCCAUCAUAGCCAUGAUGUACCGUAUAAUAGAGUCUCAUGAUCAAGUGAGAAUGAGGCAUAUUAACCAUGUACCGCUAAACAAUGCAAGCAAGACCUACCUGGUUGCAACAAUCACUGUUCUCAAGUCUGAAAAGAAGGCCAAAGAGUCGCCUGGGCAACACCAAGACCAAACAGCACACCCUCAGCCACCACGACAUCAGAACAUGGAAAUCGACCUUAGUGCCCAGGUAUUUCUCAAAAGCUCGUUGCAACGGGCACAGUACUACGGUCGUGUGGACGUUAUGGUUGGAGCGACCAUUUGUCUGGGUCUCGCAGAGGAGUGGGGCCCUCCACAUGAGCAGCCGGUUUCUCUGCGUCUUUGUUCUGAUGGUAUGGGAGAGGCUUAUAAAAAGCUUCAAGAGGAGGAAGCGGUCAGCACUUCUGAAGAUGAUCUGGAGGAGCAGCGCACCUCCCAAAAGCAAGAGAUCUUGCAGAUAUUAGAAGAUGCUUGCGAAGUGGGAAGUACAUGCAUGACAACGGACGCAAGUGGGAGAGUUUUUUGCGCAAUCAGAAGCCAGCUCCUACAGCAAGGAGGCAGGGGAACGAGAAUAGCCAAUCUGAAUAUGCUUGCUUCAGAGAGAACAUCUGCGAAUUCCUCCGCUUCGGCUUCCUUCAGCUCUGGACAUGAAGAACCUCUCAUAUUAGUCCCCGACCAAGCUUUUCCGUACAUUACGGCAUCCAAGGGACCAUCCCCAGCAUGAUCAUCUUUGGCGAUUUUGAUUUCCUUAAGGGGGAAGUUGAAGGAGCCAGUGAUCAUGUGACGAAGGAUGCGACUCCUGCGGCAGCUCUAAGUAUCAGGGGAAUAAUACAGAAAGGUGCGUGGUCAUACGAGUAGACGCCAUCGUCACAACAACUAGUGGUCGUGAGUGUGCAUGCAUAAUAGAGUUCCUUAUUUUCAUAACAAGAAGUGGAGAGCUCUGGUAGUGUUGAAAAGAAGAAAUGGAUAAAAACUGAAACCUAUUGAAGAUACUCGCUUCGCGAUAGCAUCAAGAAGCUGAUAGUAGACAUUCAUCUUCAUGCCUUUAGCAAGUUCUGGGGGCAACUCAUCUCACGGAUGCCAGUCAUUUUCAACAUAAGCUGAAAUAUCCCUCACGCUCUUGUCACGUUGAUGUCACGAUGCUGGUGAUUAGCAGGUCAACAUAAAUAAUAGUUCUUGCUACUCUCUCAACAUACUCGGACUCGGAGAGUCCAGGACUCAACUUCUUGAGUCGGUCUGCCGCAAGUUUGACUUGAGAAAGUACUUUGAUAAUGAAAAGAGCGUGGGCGUAGCUGCAGAGAAUAAAACGGCAAGGAAUAGAAAGCAAAAGUUUAUUAUGAGAAUUCAAAUUAUCAACUUGUUCUCAGAAUCUAGGUAAGGGUAUGCGUGCGUGACUGUGAGUGAUGUGAUUGUGACGUGAUUGUGAUUUUUUCGCAUAGAGCACCUUAGCAAGUGCACCACCCCCAGCUAAGAUCAUAGUUAUAACACACUCAGUCCCCGUUGCAGGGCUUCGUUCCCCUGUUGGAGGCGAGUGGAAGUAAUUGCGGGUCCUUUAUAUGUUAUCUAAGUAUAAUCUUAGUUGUGUCAAGUCAUUAUUAUAAGGACCUCCUUUGUAAGGUCAGUGUUUAGGGAGCAGUAUCCCUAUCCCCUGCAUUCGUUCAAGAAACUCCUUUUGGGGUCAGCUCGAAAACUUAUCGAGCCAAAAGACUUAGGUGCUUUG